AUGAACGAAGAAGGUAUCAAACGAAACUCUACAGAUCAAAGAGCCUCUCUUCCCGGAGAGCCUAAAUGUAUCAUCUGCAGUCGUUACGGUGAGUACAUUUGCGACGAGACCAACGAUGACAUCUGCAGCCUCCAGUGUAAGCAAACACUAUUGACAAACGCUACUAGAGUGGCGGCGAUUCCUGCUAAAGAUGAGUGCUUCUACGUUAGAGAGCCAGGAGGAGGAUCUUCUUUUUCCUCCACCGACGAUGAUGCUCAAUCGCUUAGAAGCAAGCUUGAGAUCCAUGUCCAUUGUGCUGCAUCAAUUCCUCCUCCUGCUUUAACUUUCACUUCUUGUGGACUUCCUCCGAAGCUUCUCCUCAACCUAGAAACUGCUGGAUAUGACUUCCCUACUCCUAUCCAAAUGCAAGCGAUUCCGGUGGCUUUAACCGGGAAAAGCAUGCUUGCUUCAGCGGAGACUGGCUCAGGGAAGACAGCUUCGUAUCUUGUUCCUAUUGUGACUCGUUGUGCAAGUUACCGCUUUGAGCAUCCUUCAGAGGAGAAGACCCCAUUGGCUAUGGUUUUGGCUCCAACUAGAGAGCUCUGCGUGCAAGUUGAAGAACAAGCGAAGAUCCUCGGAAUGGGAAUGCCGUUCAAGACUGCGCUCGUUGUAGGUGGUGAUCCCAUGCCUGGACAGCUCUACCGUAUCCAGCAAGGUAUUGAAUUGAUCAUUGGCACUCCAGGUCGGCUCCUGGACCUUCUAACGAAGCACUCUGUCAAGCUAGAUGACGUUUUGAUGUUUGUGGUGGAUGAAGUUGACUGCAUGCUUCAGAGAGGUUUCAGGGAUCAGGUGAUGCAGAUCUUUCAGGCCUUGCCGCAGCCACAGGUGUUGCUGUUCUCUGCGACAGUGUCAAAAGAGGUUGAGAAAGUUGGAGGGAUUCUAGCGAAGGAGAUGGCUUUGAUAUCCAUUGGUGAACCAAACAGACCUAACAAGGCUGUGAAUCAGAUCGUUAUAUGGGUUGAUGCAAAGCGAAAGAAACAGAAGCUCUUUGAGGUACUGAGAAGUCAAAACCAUUUCAAGCCUCCAGCUGUUGUUUACGUGAGUUCGAGAGUUGGAGCAGAUCUUUUGGCGAAUGCUAUAACAGUUGUCACGGGGAUAAAGGCGCUAUCGAUCCAUGGAGAGAAGCCGAUGAAGGAGAGGAGAGAUGUAAUGUGUUCGUUUUUGAGUGGAGAGGUGCCUGUUCUUGUAUCGACUGGAGUUUUAGGCCGAGGGGUUGACCUCUUGGUGGUGAGGCAGGUGAUAGUGUUUGACAUGCCUAAUACGGUGAAGGAGUAUAUACAUGUGAUUGGGAGAGCCUCUAGGAUGGGAGACAAAGGCAAUGCUAUUUUGUUUGUGAAUGAGGACAGUAGAAAUCUGUUUCCUGAUUUGGUUCCGGCUUUGAAAAGCUGUGGAGCAGUCAUACCUAAGGAGCUUAUCAAUUUGACAUCUAGGGAAGUGCACAACAACAACAAGAAGAGGAAGGUUGGAUAUUGA
Microthlaspi erraticum is the source of this 1512-nucleotide messenger RNA. The record is from the annotation of a GenBank genome assembly. NCBI's taxonomy places the organism in Eukaryota, Viridiplantae, Streptophyta, Magnoliopsida, Brassicales, Brassicaceae.